Molecule: messenger RNA, 1191 nt
Organism: Rhinichthys klamathensis goyatoka
Lineage: Eukaryota; Metazoa; Chordata; Actinopteri; Cypriniformes; Leuciscidae
Exons: 7
Coding region: 1-1191 (396 amino acids)
Source: RefSeq, a predicted model, not a curated record
AUGACUGCAACAACAAUCAUCAGAGAUCCAGCAGAGGUCAACACUAUCAGAGACACUGACACUGGAGGAGGAGAAGGAGAAGGAGAGAGUGUGUCCAGCUCUAUGUGUGGUCUGGUUGCUGAUGGGAUUGUUCAGCACACAGCUGUAGGUGUUUUUAUCCUGAUAUUCCACCUCCAGAGUCAGGCUGUGGUUGAUGUGGACGAUGAAUCGACUGAUAAAAAGUUCCUUCUUCCCCAGUGUGGUUGUCGAUUGAGGACUUUCCAACAGCAGGAGUUUUUGAGAGCUUCUGGUGUUGAUACUGACAGAGUGUCAGUGAUGGAGGGAGAUUCAGUCACUCUAAACACUGGUGUUCAAACAAACCAACAAGUAGAUAUUAGAUGGUAUUAUAAUGACAUUUGCAUCGCUCAAAUCAAUGGAGAUCUUAAUAAGACCUGUACAGAUGUUAAGUGUAAUGAAGAUAAUGAGAUAUUCAGAGACAGACUGAAGCUGGAUCAUCAGACUGGAUCUCUGACCAUCACAAACAUCACAAACACAGACUCUGGAGAAUAUACACUACAGAUCUUCAGCAGCGGCGACAGUGAAACGAUCUUCAAUGUUAAUGUCCAAGGUGUUUCUGCUGCUGAAAUAGAUGAAGUGAAGAGAAACGAGGGAGAAUCUGUUUCUUUUGAUCCUCCUGUAGCAAGAAAACCAAAUGAUGUGAUGCUGUGGUAUUUUAAUGACACUCACAUCACUGAAAUCACUGGAAAUCUCAGUGAUAUCUGUACAGAUGUUCAGUGUAAUGAAGAUAAUGAGAGAUUCAGAGACAGACUGAAGCUGGAUCAUCAGACUGGAUCUCUGACCAUCACACACACCAGAAACACAGACUCUGGAGAAUAUAAACUACUGAUGAUCUUCAUCAACAGCAGCUUCAGCAUCACUAGAGUGAAGAGAUUCAAUCUUACUGUCAUUGAUGUUCCAGAUUCAGGUCGGUCUUCAGGAGCUGGAGCAGGAAUAGUUGCGGUUGUUCUGCUGGUGUUUGUUGUUGUUGUUGCUGCUGGUGUGAUUUACUACCGUCGCAGACAGAGACAUAUAGCAGUACCACAGAGUAUGCAGACGAUCCCAAUGAGUGCAACAACAAUCAUCAGAGAUCCAGCAGAGAUCAACACUAUCAUAGACACUGAGACUGGAGGAGAAGAGUGUGUGUCUGUGUAA